Molecule: messenger RNA, 2872 nt
Organism: Zeugodacus cucurbitae (melon fly)
Lineage: Eukaryota; Metazoa; Arthropoda; Insecta; Diptera; Tephritidae
Product: zinc finger protein 271-like
Exons: 5
Coding region: 148-2307 (719 amino acids)
Biological process (GO): regulation of transcription by RNA polymerase II
Cellular component (GO): nucleus
Molecular function (GO): RNA polymerase II cis-regulatory region sequence-specific DNA binding; zinc ion binding; DNA-binding transcription factor activity
Source: RefSeq, a predicted model, not a curated record
ACACAUUGGCUGAACACAUAUAUAAUCUGGUUGAACAUACGUGUUAUUGAAGUAAAUAAUAGGCGGCAAAUUUUUGUCUUUAUUUAUAAUAUUAAUUCGUUUUACCAAUAAAUUUUGUAAGAUUUUUAACAAAGAGCGCCAAAUCAAAUGGUAAACCAAUGUCGCGCCUGCCUCAAUUCGAAAGACACCGCCUUUAUACGUAUGGAGACGCACAUAGCUGAUGGCUUCGAUUUUUUUACUUGCUUCAGUUUAUGCACACAACUGGAAGCGGGGCUUGAUGAUGGCCUGCCAGGAGUAUUAUGCACACAUUGCUCUCAGGAUCUCGAAAUCUCAUUUAAUUUCAUGCAAAAUGCCAGACAGGCUGAUGGUAUACUCCGAGAGAGCAUGUCACAAAAGUACUUGUCCGAUGAAAUUGAAACAUUGGAGACCGAAAUUGGUAAUACAAUUAUGGAGCCAUUGGAAGUUGUAGAAGAUAGUGAAGUUGAAGAUUGUGUGGUGGAGGAACUUAUAGAAGAUGUACUUGUACCAGGAGACGUCGCCGAAAGCGGUGUGGUUGAAAUAAUGGAGGUUGAGAACGAUGGGCUAAACAUUUGUGAAAGUUCUCUGGAUGAAAUAGAACUUGUAGAAAACCAUUAUGUGGAUCGAACUGUUGAGACCGCUGAGGUUGAGUUGGACGAAGAACAUGAAUCACAGCGAAAAACAGGAGAGUAUUAUGCAGAAGAUGAGGGAGACGAAGUAUACCUAAAAGAGUACAAAGAAAAUGUUGAGCAAUCGGAUGCAGAAAAUCCGAGCUCAAAAGGAGGAAAAUGGAAAUGUAUAGAGUGCAAACGUGUCUUGUGUGGCGAUGUCUCUUAUGAAGGCCAUAUGAACAUGCACCGCUCAUUGCGACCAUACAAAUGUACGCUAUGUAUGUGUGCAUUCCGUUGCAAAAAUAAACUGGACCAACAUAUACAGCUGCGUCAUGAACAACCACCAAAUGACACGCAAAACGCGAAUCCUAGCAACAAUUGUCAGAAAUGUACAAAAAUUUUCGAGACACCCGAGGAAUUACAAGAGCACCAAGAAUUAAUACAUCCCGAUAGUAAUCCUGUACAAUGUAGACGCUGUCCGCUACUAGCACCAUUUGCGCGCACAAAACUAGUGGAACACUUUCGUAAUGAACAUCCAACGGAACAUCGAAAAUAUUUUCCCACAGUGGGUAGGCCACCAAACGAACCAGCCAAACCAACACCAUGGCAAUGUGAAGUGUGUAAAUGUUAUAUGCGAUCAGAGGCAGCUUUGCGUGAUCACCGGCACACUCACCAGCAUGAACGGCCACAUGAGUGCCAAAUUUGUGCGAAACGUUUUGUUACUACAAGUAAUUUACGCCAACAUAUGCGCGGCGUACACACCGAGGAAUAUGAGAAGUUGGUGAGUGAAGGCGGCGAUACGAUAGUGCAAUGUGAAAUGUGUAAAAAACAACUACUUCGACGAAAUCUCGAUAAACAUAUGGCCUUACAUAUGAGAAAGGAGCGUGAGGCGAAGGAGACGCAAACGAAAUUUCUUUGUGCCUAUUGUUCCCGCGAAUUCACCAAUGCGAAAUCGCUCGGUCUGCACGAGCACAACGUGCAUCUGGUCAAAUUGGAGGAACCGAAAUAUGAAUGUGGCAUUUGUAAGCGUAAAUGCUAUCAACAACGUGAUCUCAAUUGUCAUAUGCAGCGUGUGCAUCUGGCGGAACGCAAACACUUCUGCAAUGUAUGCGGUAAUGCGUUCAAGAGCGCUUGGCAACUCACCGCACACCGGCUAUUGCAUGCCGAAGACAAGUCUUUUGAGUGCAUCCAUUGUCACCGUAAAUAUACACGGCAAGCGGAUUUAAUUGUGCAUAUGCGUACACAUACCGGCGAACUGCCGUACGCUUGCCACUUGUGUGAUAAACGCUUCGCGAUAAAAGUACGUCUCACCUAUCACCUGCAACGGCAUCAGGGCGUCAAACACCCAUGCACAUAUUGUGGCCAUGUCUAUGACAAUCGCAAUCAACUGAAGGAGCAUCUCUUCAAGCACACCGGCAUGCCGUAUCGCUGCGAAUUGUGUCCAGAUGUGGGAUUUACGCGACGUUUGCGUUUUUCUAGUCAUAUGCAGCGCGUCCAUAACAAAAGUCUAACAGCUGAUGAGCUGGCUGCCGUUUUUGCAAAGUACACAGGAAAGGCUAUACAUUUCAACGCCAGCAGCAGAUCUCAGGAGUAUGCGGACUCACAGGACUUACCUGAUUUUAUUGUAGACGAAGAGAAAGAAGAUGAAGAAAUGUUAGAUGAAGUUUUAAAUAAUUAAGGUUAUGUGGUACAAUUGAUAUAUGUAUGCAUGUAUGUAUGUAUCUAAAUAUGAAUGUGGUUAAAAUUAAAUUACAAAUAAGCAUUGAAUAAAUUUUUAAAAUUAUUUAUAUAAGUUUAAAUAGAAAUAUAAAAAUUAAAAAAUGUAUGUAAUAAAUAAAUUACAAGCAAUAAUUUGAGUAAAAAUUAUAUGAAUGAAGUGCCCACUAAUCUACAACCUUAGCUGCAGUAAACCACAGACCAAAUCACAAAUCAAAUGAGAGCUUAAAGCUCUACUUUUUUAAAACACAAGAAAAUCCCAGCUUUCCAAAGCCAAAAUUAAACGCAAUUUAAUUAAAUUAAAUUUCAUAAUUUUGCUUCACUAUAUUUAAAAAUAUAAACAAUAUUCUCGGUUCGUUGUACAAAUGUGUUAGUUUGAUUGCUCUUGCUCUGCAUUUUGCGCCUCCGUUUGCAAUUCUUCCAGAGUCUUCACAUGCGGAUUACGACCCGUGUUUGCUUUGAACAUUGCACAAUACUCCUCAUCAGUCAUAGUCAUGUCGUGCAUACGUAACAAAUGUUUCCGAAAU